UGUGCGCCUCACUCGCUGAUCUAUGUGCUGCGCGUUCGGGUGGCUUGUGGGAAAUGUAGUUCUUCUGUAACCCCGCUGACCGCAGGUUGUCCUGGCCAUGGCUUCAGCGGGGAACCUGGAGGCUUCGGAACGCGGUCACCAGCGGCCCUUCCUGAUCGGUGUGAGCGGGGGCACCGCCAGCGGCAAGUCCACAGUAUGUGAGAAGAUCAUGGAGCUCCUGGGGCAGAAUGAGGUGGAUCACAGACAGAGGAAAGUCGUUAUUUUGAGCCAGGACCGGUUCUACAAGGUACUUACCCCCGAGCAGAAAGCCAGAGCCCUCAAAGGACAGUACAACUUUGAUCACCCUGACGCUUUUGAUAACGAAUUGAUGUACCGGACGCUUACCUGCAUAUUAGAAGGGCAAAUAGUGGACGUUCCUACAUAUGACUUUGUCACUCAUUCAAGAUUGUCAGAGACUACAACAGUGUAUCCGGCCGACGUCUUGCUGUUCGAGGGGAUUUUGGUGUUCUAUAACCAAGAAAUAAGGGACAUGUUUCAGUUGAAGUUGUUUGUGGACACGGACUCUGACGUCAGGCUGUCCCGCAGGGUUCUGCGGGACAUGAAGCGGGGGAGAGACCUGGAGCAGAUUCUCACGCAGUACACCACCUUUGUCAAGCCAGCAUUCGAGGAGUUCUCACUCCCGACUAAAAAGUAUGCAGACGUCAUCAUUCCACGUGGAGUGGAUAAUAUGGUCGCCAUUAACCUGAUUGUGCAGCACAUCCAGGACAUUCUGAACGGAGACAUUUGUAAGUGGCAGCGAGGGUCUGUGAAUGGACGAUCGCAGAAGAGGGCCUUGUCGGGACAGGGGGAAUCCGGAGGCGUGCUGCUGCCUGGCAAACGCACUCACCUGGAGUCCAGCAGUAGGCCACAUUGAGCUGGUUCUGGGUCUAUCAAUUACCUUUCCUCCCACAUGGAGCCAUUGUUCACUGCCAGCGUUGGCAAGACCUGACUUCUUACUGUAUGUCUGUUGCAGCUACGAGGUAUUAGAAGCUGGCUAGGGGAGAGUGGGUUACAGUCCAUAUGCUAAUUCCAUAAAGCAUCUACUUUUUUUAUUUUUUAUUAUUAUUAUUUCUUGUUAUACCAAUCCUGUAAAAAUCCUUUUAUUUUUACACGUUGAGUACAGAAGAUAAUAGAAGGAAAAGGGCUUAUUUAUGAUAGUGUGGGACAUCGAUCCCAAACAUUGAGAGAAUUUACCUCUGAAUGUAGAAUCAUGUCACCCAAAACUAGCAGAUUUUUUAAUCCUACAGAAUAUUGGUCAACUAUUAGUUUAAACAAUGACUACAGUUAUUCUGUAUCUCAGGAAUCGGAUCCAUCUACACCCGCUUGCACUGUGUCUGGGUGCUGGGAAUGGGGUUUUGUUUUCUUUUAACUCCACCUAAGAAUAAAGCGACUGUUUUUUUUUUAGGUUUAGAACAGAGGAUUAUAAAAUAGCCCUAUAGGAAGAAGGGGAUAGGCCAAUACCUAUACAGAGUGAUUGUAACGCAGGAUCUCAUAGGGUGCCUGAGAGAGUACAGGAAAUAUGCAGCAGCAAUGUGCGUGUAACUCAGACACGCAUAGCUCAUGUAUGUGAGUUACACAUAAUUCCCAGAUCUCAGAGAGAGGGAUUUUUUUUCCUACAGAGCAACAGUUGCCCUGGGGUUUGGCUAAAUAAGCUUUAUACGUGUAGAGACUGUUUUGUGUAACAUCAAGACUGCAAAUAGAGAACAUAAUCUAUAUUAUGCUCAUCCUUUAAAUCUAAAUAGAAUUAUUGAAAGCGAAAUAGAAUUAUUUAGAAAUAAUAAACUUGAUUAUAUGGGAGGGUGACCACGGUCUUUCAUGUUGACGUGUCCAUUUGUUCUUCCACUUAAACGAUAGUGAUAUUAUAGCCCUUUUAGACCCCCUGAGGCGGGUCGCACCAGGGUGCCUGAUACAAGAGCAUAUUGCCGGGUUGUUGAUGUCAGCGAUGAUGCGGCGCUUGGAGAUCACAUGAUCUCCAAGCACCGCCUGUCCACACACAGUGAACGGGAAAUGGGUCGCAUCGACCCGGCUCCCGUUCACACCGCAGAGCGAGCCGGGUUGAACACAAGUUCAACCCUGCUCGCUACCCGAGUUGGAAUACCGGGUCGCUCGACCUGGUAUAUCAACCCUGGCACCUGUCAGACCGCACAUGAACACGGGUUAUGCGCAUUCAUGUGCCAAUAACCUGUGUUCAUAGCUGGCGGUCUGAAAGGGGUAUUAUUAAAUGUUUGAGCUAAAAUGACUGAAUGCUGCCAUUUAUUAUUGGAAAAUCUGCUUAAUUCCUCUUUUUUAUAAAUGUCUUUUAUGGAGAUGGUCCUGUAAGUACAGUAGAAACAGCAGUCCCUACAGGCUGACCAUAUUCUCUGACGUGUACGCGGCUUUUCCAGUAAUAUCCGGUGUAGAGUUCAGUUGCGUUACAUUUGGGUUAUGUGAAGAUGAAACCUUUUUGAAGGUUGUUUUUUUAUUUUAAGUGGAGACUCUAGAGCAGGCGUUCCCAACCUCGCUCCUCGAGGCACACUAACAGUGCAGCUCUUAGUAAUAUCCAGGCUUCAUACACAUGGUUAAGUCAGAAUAAUUGAGGUACUCAUUAGUCACCUGUGCUCAAGCCUGGAUUUCACUAAAACCUGGACUGUUAGUGUGCCUUGAGGACGGAGGUUGGGAAAGUCUGCUCUAGACAGAGAGUGAGGCAGAAAGCGAUCUCAUCACCUACACAGAUGGGGGGGGCAGCCAUUGUGGCGGCUGCAGCAUUUUCCAUGGGAAUGCGACAUAUACAUUCCCUAUGAACCAGUGACGGCAAGAGAUGUAAUGCAUAGUGAUGUCACUGGAUCCUUGUGAGAUGAAACAUUGGCUCAGCACCCUAUGGUGGGCGCUCUGGGUGUCGGCUAUGGGUGCUCUGUGAGAAGUCUGCUGUUAUAGACCUGCUGGCAUGGUUAGGAAAGAAAGUGAUGGGAGAUUAUAUGCAUUUAUCUUCCUAGUAGUCUUUCCCUGUAGCUUUCAGGAGAUGGGUAACAGCUUAAACAUGUGGACUUCUAACUCAAGGCAAGAAGUAAUGCGGACACAUUGGAAUGACUGUAGGUUCUGGCUCUGGUUUGUCCAGUUUACACCAGGGAAUACGCAGAUUACCUGGCAGGGCGCAAUCUUGCGUAUAAGCAAUAGAUUUCAUUCCUGCGUUCCUUGAAGCAAAUAAGAAACGUUGUGAAGGUUGUAGCAGCAUGGCAUUAUGAAGGGGAUAUCCAUUAGCUAUGUAUGGUGUGCUUCCUUUACAUUCACCAUGUGUCUCAUAAAUGCUAUGCAUAGACAGGACCAUACUGGGGGCACCUACAGAGUUGGCUCUAUCUGCAUGAAGGAUGGUGGACUCCUGCCCCAGAGGGCAGGUACCAGGACAGUUUGUUUGGGCCCUCUGUGGUACACUUAAUUAGGCUGAGAUGCGGCUUUAACCGCCAAAAUCAAUCCCAGAGUGCUCUCCUGCAAAUGGCCAUUCCUAUAGCUCCAUAAUGCUUACUUGCCUGGACACUGGUAACGUUUUAACUGUUUUACCUGUCUUGCUUAGAUAUAUAGGGGUAUAUUCAUGAAGCAGUGAAAAGAGCGGAGAAGUGACCCUGUUGAGAAGUUGCCCAUGGCAACCAAUCAACUGCUCCGUAUAAUUGGUAUGCAAAUUAUAAAUGUUACAUCAAUGCUGAUUGGUUGCCAUGGAAAACUUUUCCACUGGCUCACUUCUCCACACUUUUCACUGCUUCAUGAAUAGACCCCAUAAUAUGGGCAGAGCGGCUUGAAUGAAGAUAGUACUCUGAAGUACUUUAUUACUUAGCAGCACUGGUGGUGUAGGACACAUGCUCCACUCCUGCUGUAUAUAUUUCAAUUCACUUUAAACAGUAAUUGUGUUUUAUGUCAGCACUUUACUUUACUUUAGCUGAGGCUUGAAUAGCUUGUGGCUUUUCAGCUAAAAUAGCCCAGGACAUGCUGGGACUUGUGGUCUUACAAUAGCUAGAAUGCCACAGGUUUCACAAAUCUGCUUUAGUCAAAAUGUUCUGUAUUUCAUAUGACUGAACCUGAGUCUCGUCUCAUCUGCACUUUUCUGUCUAUCAAGUAGAUCUGCCACUAGAUUUCACGAUGAACAUUUCAGACUGUUUCCAUAGUUGUUGCUCUAUACAUGUAGUGGAUUCCUAUUAAAUUACAUAAUCCGGUGGUUAUCAAGUCCAUGCAUCAAGUAACCCCAACAAGACAUGUAUUCAGAAUUUCUGUCUGUGGGAUAAUUAUUGACUCCGCAAAAUAAAUCAACUCCUCUAUGCAUGAUUAAAGAAAUCCAGAAAACAAGACCUGUUGGGGGUACUUGGAAUACUGCCUACACUGCAGGGAUUCACGUAAUAGAGCUAGUAACACAUUUCAGUAGACCAACAAUAGUUGUGCAUAGACUGAACCUGUUGUCUCAGUAUAAAUAUGUUUCACUGCAUCCUAUCAGGAUAAUAAAUUGUGUUGGUCAACCAGAACAAGCAGCUUCUCAGUAUCCAAGGCUAUGAGCUCAUAAGACAUUUCUUUGUAAAGACUGUUAUAUUCUUGUAUCUGUGUUUGAAAUAUUUUAUAUUGGUAGAAAUGUUGAUAAAGCAGGGAUCCUUUCCAGUAGGAUUCAGACCUCCGUACGAAACAGUAUUCUGAUCCUUUUCUGUUUACAGAGCUUGUAUAAUGCAUUUAUAUGUCUGCUACAUCGCACUUCCAUCAUUUUCAUUAAAUUGGAAAAACAUACUACAAAAAAAAGUGUUGUU
Pseudophryne corroboree (corroboree frog) is the source of this 4796-nucleotide messenger RNA. RefSeq names its product uridine-cytidine kinase 1 (gene UCK1). The transcript has 7 exons. Gene Ontology annotation, molecular function: ribosylnicotinamide kinase activity; ATP binding. Lineage: Eukaryota; Metazoa; Chordata; Amphibia; Anura; Myobatrachidae. The coding region runs from base 98 to 913 and encodes 271 amino acids. Gene Ontology annotation, cellular component: cytoplasm. The record is from RefSeq and is a predicted model, not a curated record.